Molecule: messenger RNA, 1122 nt
Organism: Elaeis guineensis (African oil palm)
Lineage: Eukaryota; Viridiplantae; Streptophyta; Magnoliopsida; Arecales; Arecaceae
Source: RefSeq, a predicted model, not a curated record
AUGGAUCACAGAUUGCUCGAGGCAGCGACGUCCGGCAAUCUCGCCAUCCUUAAUCUUUUUCUGAGGGAAAGCCCCGAUAUCCUUCUUGGCAAAACUCCUUUCAAUAACACAGCGCUUCACAUUGCGGUGAUGUUUGGGCACGAGCAAUUCGCAAGAGAGCUCUCUUCAAGGAGCCCAUCCCUCCUGUCGGCAAGAAACUCAAACAGAGAGACUCCAUUGCAGAUCGGUGUUACGGCUGGUCGUCACUCUAUAGCCACCUAUUUUAUUGAGAUUGCAUCCCAGUUGCCUCAUCGUUGCGAUAAUAUAGGAGGAGGCUACCCUCUAAAACAGAUGAGGAUGGCAACUGAUUACGAAGGUAACACUGCUCUGCACGAGGCCUUGCUGCACGGCCACAGCAGCCUAGCGUUGAAGCUGCUGCAGGCAGUGCCCCGGCAGUCAGAAUUCUUCAACGCCCACCCUGAGUCGCCAAUGUACAUUGCAGCCUUUAGAGGCUUAGCUGACGCUGUAACAGAAUUGGUGCGAAUUCCUUCGUCUAAUCAUAAAGGACCCAGUGGCAGCACUGCUCUGCAUGCUGCUACUAUUUCCGAGCGUUCAGGCAUAGUGGAAACAUGGUUGAGAUUAAGGCCGGAGCUCGCCGGAGCUGAGGACCACCAUGGGACUGUCGCAUUCAUUCACGCAGUAGUGGGCAAUAAACUGGAGAUGGUGCAGUUGUUUCUAAAGUUUGAUCCCUCUGUAGCAUACCUCGUGAAUAAUGGCGGCUCGGCGUUUCAUUAUGCUGCAAGGCUAGGCCAUCUCCGCAUAGCCGAAGAGCUCAUUCGCCGGUGCCCAGACUCUGCUUUUGUAGUUGAUUGCGACGGCCGGAAUGCACUUCAUGUGGCAAUAGUUGAAGAGCAGGUGGAUUUUGUUAGGUACAUCCUAAAGACACCUGCGCUUCAUGGAUUGCUCAACCAGCCAGAUAGAAACAAGGACACUCCCCUGCAUUUGGCUGCGGAGCGUUGCAAUCCUGAAAUACUUCGAGCUAUGUGGGCUCAUGAAAGUGUGGACCGUGCGGCCUUGAGUGGCAACCGGAGUGCUCUCGACACGUUCUUUCGUGAAGUGGAACCUGCCAAGACUUUGAAAUGG